Gasterosteus aculeatus aculeatus (three-spined stickleback) is the source of this 990-nucleotide messenger RNA. Lineage: Eukaryota; Metazoa; Chordata; Actinopteri; Perciformes; Gasterosteidae. The record is from RefSeq and is a predicted model, not a curated record.
UGCUCCCGUUUUUAUGGCAUGAAAUAUAAUUUUGCUUUGUUUGUUUUGUUUUGUUGUUGCUUUGUCUUGUUUUUUUUAACAAAGGAAGGAAAUCUGACCUUUAACACAUUGACAAAGUUGUUGAAAUCUAAAAAAUCUCUCUCUCUCUCUCUCUCUCUCUCAGGUGUCCACAUUAACCAGAAGAUGGCCGGCUGUGAAUGGGAUGAUGAGACCAAUGAGUUCAAGGGUUAUGCUCAGUACAGUUAUAAUGGAGAAGACUUCAUAUCAUUUGACCUGCAGACAGAGCAAUGGAUCGCUGCAAAACAGCAGGCUGUCCGUAUCAAACAGAAGUGGGAUCAGGACAGAGCUGAUAUAGCAGGGAGGAAGUUUGUCCUGACUCAGACGUGUCGUGAGUGGCUGAAGAAGUACUUGAGCUACGGGAGGAGCUCUCUGAUGAGAACCGAGCGUCCCUCGGUGUCUCUCCUCCAGAAGACUCCCUCCUCUCCAGUCAGCUGCCACGCUACAGGUUUCUACCCCGACAGAGCCGCCCUCUUCUGGAGGAAAGAUGGAGAGGAGCUCUAUGAGGACGUGGACCUCGGAGAGAUCCUCCCCAACCACGACGGGACCUUCCAGAUGAGGGUUGACCUGAACCUGUCCUCCGUCCCUGCUGAAGACUGGAGGAGGUACGACUGUGUGUUCCAGCUGUCUGGUGUGGACGAGGACAUCGUCACCAAACUGGACAAGACCAGGACCAACACAGAGAAGCCUGCUGACUCCACCUUCAUCAUCAUCAUCAUCGCUGUGGCUGUUCUUGUCGUCAUCAUCGCUGCUGUGGUUGGAUUCAAGGUUUACAGAAAGAGGAACGCCCAACGCUCUUCUUCUUCUUCUGCUUCUACUGACGGCUCUGAGCUCUCUGAGGAACUGAACCCUAAACCUUGAAGUCGGCGUCCUGCACACAGUUUAUGGGUGAAUAUUGCUCUGGAUCAACAAGCGAUGCUCCACAUUCUUCUC